AUGCCUAAACAAGUGUAAUAAAAGUAAGCAGGAGGAAAAUUUGUGUCAACAGGUGACCCUGUGGCAGAUGAUAGAAAUUGGAUUGGAAGAGUCAAUAAUGAAUUAACAUGUACAGCUGCUUGGAAUAGAGAUUGGGGAUUCUUAGCUGGAAAUUCAGAGAAUCUCAAAUUAGAGGAUGCUACUAAACCCUAUAAUAUCGAUGAAUAAAUUAAAAAUCUACAACAAGAAAUUGAAAAAAUUUAGGUUGACCCUAAUAAAAUUACAAUUAACAGAACCUAUGGUAAAGGAGAUGCUUUGGAAAAGUUUUAGACUGAUCAAAAUAAUAAAUAAAGAAACAAAGACCUUAAACCUUAAGAUAGAAAAAUACCAAAAACAUGGAAAUAUCAAAAAGGCUGGAAACCAGAACCUGAUCCUUAUGAUCCAAUCUAAAAUAUGUUCAAAAACAAUAAAAAGAAAUGA
Molecule: messenger RNA, 459 nt
Organism: Paramecium tetraurelia
Lineage: Eukaryota; Ciliophora; Oligohymenophorea; Peniculida; Parameciidae
Exons: 2
Source: RefSeq, a predicted model, not a curated record